CAAAACAAAGGGGGCGCGGCCUCUGGAUCUUUUUGAGGAAAGACCUGAUGGCGUGCUAUGUCACGCGUGCAUAAUAAUUCGCCGGACGACGUGACGACGAGGUCGACCAGGGCUUUUCCCUCGCUGGGCACCACGUGGCCAGGCGCGUGCCGUUGCCGCGUCUUGAGGGCGAACAGUUCCAGCAGCGCCUACCCUCGGGGAAGCAAAAGCAACAGCGGCGCACGCGCACGGAUUUAUAUUUGAUUGAUGAAAAAUGGGAGGCGGCCUGGAAAUUGCAUAAUCAAUACUCUAUUUUGAGAUGGAAUUUCUCAAAUCCCACCGCCUAACAGCAUGAAAGUCAACUUGUUGUUUUUGUCUUUGGCCGUCGCUGUUGGACUGGCCGUGGCCGUUUUCGGGCCACCCCAUGUGUCAAAUGCACUCUCACCCAAAGAUGACAACGUGUUGCACAUCGCUGGCAUUUUCCCAAUUGGUGGCAAAGGAGGCUGGCAAGGUGGACAGGCCUGUCAGCCGGCUGCUAGAUUGGCGCUUGAAGAUGUGAACAACAGGACUGAUUUAUUACCAGGGUUGAAUUUAAAAUUGCACUGGAAUGACAGCGAGUGUGAACCUGGAUUGGGAGCUUCUGUCAUGUACAACCUUUUGUACAACAAACCUCAAAAACUUAUGUUGCUGGCUGGAUGCAGUACAGUUUGCACAACUGUGGCAGAGGCUGCAAAAAUGUGGAAUCUUGUUGUGCUCUGUUAUGGUGCGAGCUCUCCUGCACUGUCGGACCGUAACAGGUUCCCUACUCUUUUCCGCACCCACCCUUCAGCUACGGUGCACAACCCUACUAGGAUUAAGUUGAUGGAGAAAUUUGGCUGGUCCAGAGUUGCAAUUCUCCAACAAGCUGAGGAAGUUUUUAUUUCAACUGUUGAAGACUUGGAAGCAAGAUGCAAAGAGGCUGGAAUAGAGAUUGUCACCCGCCAAAGUUUUCUUUCUGAUCCUACUGACGCCGUCCGAAAUUUAAGGCGUCAAGAUGCUCGAGUGAUAGUUGGACUGUUUUAUGUUGUUGCUGCGAGAAGGGUCCUCUGCGAAGUGUACAAGCACAAGUUGUAUGGAAAGUCAUAUGUCUGGUUCUUCAUAGGUUGGUAUGAGGAUGAUUGGUUUGAGCAAAAUCUGGAGAAAGAAAAAAUAAAUUGCACAAAAGAGCAGAUGAGAAUUGCAGCCGAGGGUCACUUGACAACUGAGGCUUUAAUGUGGAAUCAAAACAAUCAAAGAACACUGUCUGGAAUGACCUCUGCCGAUUUUCGUGAGCGACUGAAUGAGGCUUUGAAAAAAGAAAAUUAUGAUAUCGACAAUAUGCGUUAUCCAGAAGGCUACCAAGAGGCUCCCUUGGCAUAUGAUGCCGUUUGGGCUGUUGCUUUAGCAUUCAACAAAACUAUGGAAAAGUUGGAUCGUGUGGGCAAAAGCUUAAAGAAUUUUACUUACACGGACAAGGAGACUGCUGAUGACAUUUAUUCAGCUAUUAACAGCACUCAGUUUCUUGGAGUUUCUGGUCAUGUGGCUUUCAGCUCUCAGGGUGACCGUAUUGCUCUAACCCAGAUCGAGCAAAUGACUGAUGGGAAGUACGUUUUGUUAGGCUAUUAUGACACACAAAGUGAUAAUCUAACGUGGAACAAUAAGGAGAAAUGGAUUAGCGGAAAAAUACCUCAAGAUCGGACAAUUGUCAGAACUGUCUUAAGAACUGUCUCGCUUGGUCUUUUCAUUUCAAUGGGGACCGUAUCAGUGGUUGGAAUUUUGUGGGCUAUUGCUCUGAUUGUGUUCAAUAUCAUGCACCGCCAUCGUCGUGUUAUCGAAACAUCACAUCCAGUUUGCAAUACCAUCAUGCUUGUAGGCGUUUGCCUCUGCCUGGGCUCAGUUUUUCUGCUUGGUUUGGAUGGUAGAUUUGUAGAGGCUGAGGGUUACCCUGCUGUGUGUCAGGCGCGUGCAUGGAUGCUGACACUUGGCUUUACCUUAGGAUACGGAGCAAUGUUUUCUAAAGUCUGGAGGGUCCACCGACUGACCACAAAGUCAAAGCAAAAUGGAAUGAAAAAAGUUGAACCUUGGAAAUUAUACUGGAUGGUUGGAGGUUUAUUUGUCGUAGAUAUCAUACUGAUGCUCUGCUGGCAAAUUAUUGAUCCCCUGCAACGGAGCAUUGAGGUUUUCCCUCUGGAAGAUCCUCCAUCCACUGACGACGAUAUCAAGAUAAGACCAGAACUGGAACACUGCGAGAGUCAGCACAAUGCUGUUUGGCUUGGAAUACUCUGCGGAUACAAAGGACUAAUUCUCAUUUUCGGACUCUUCCUCGCCUACGAAACAAGGAGCAUUAAAGUAAAGCAAAUCAAUGAUUCACGGUACGUUGGAAUGGCGAUUUACAAUGUGGUUGUACUCUGCUUGAUCACCGCCCCUGUCAUCAUGGUCAUUGCAUCACAACAGGACGCGAGCUUUGCAUUUGAAGCACUUGCCAUCAUAUUUUGCUGCUUUUUGUCGAUGGCUCUAGUUUUUGUGCCAAAGAUUGCUGAAAUAAUUGAGCACCCUAGGGACAAAGUGGAGGCCAAGUACAACACAGAUGCUGGAGUUUCGAAGGAAGAUGAAGACCGUUACCACAGUUUGCUUGCUGAAAAUGACGAACUACAAAAACUUAUUGCUACCAAAGAGGAAAAGAUAAGGAUAUUAAAAAUAAAACUACAAGAGCGUGAUGCUAUGAAGCUGGGCACUGACGGAACGGCACCCUCUGCUGCUGAAGGAAUGAAUGAGCCAAUCGGUCUUGGUGCUGGAGGAGUGAGGAACAAUUUAAUCCUGGGACGCAUUCACCAUGGAAACUCGGCUCCAGGGCAGCUGGAACCAGCAGGUUUGAUACUUCCUGAUCCUUUAACGGCAAAUUCAGAUUCUGCAAUUGGCCCUAUAUCUGGCUACACAAGAAGUUCCCAAUCAGACUUUGAAUUUUCAGAAUCAUAUCUAUAAAAGUUACUUAUCAUGGGAACAAUAUUCUGGACUUCGCAUUGCUCAGUAAUCACACAAUCAUUGGCAUUAUUUUUAUCUCUAAAAUACUAUUAUACAUGAUGAGGUCAUAUUUUAUCUAUAUUUUCAUAAAACUUUGGUAGCCGCCUUUAUGGUGUGUAUAAAAAUAUAAAACACUUCUUGAAUCACAAGUUUAAAAAUUUGACCCUUAAUCUUAAAAAGUAGCAAUCUAUAUACAUAUUUAAAAAUGUAAAUUAUAAAUUUGCGUUGCUAAAUUAUACUUGCACAAAGAGUUCAUUUAGAAAUGAAACCAAAGGCACAAUACAUGCAGAACAAAAAUUACUGUCAUAUAUUUAAACGGAUGGUUGUUUGUCUCCUUCUCACAACCUUUGUUUAACUUCUGCUAGGUCGUGGUAUGGGGGCACGAAACUCAGCUAACCUCAACUCAGCUUGAACGAGAGAUUAUGGAUUUCGGGUUUUUUGACAUCUCAUUUUCAUAGCAUGAAUUUUUAAUGUAUCUAGUCGUUUUAUCAAGCCAUAUUUUAUAUUCUAGUCUUUUUGAGAAAUUUUUUAUUUUUGAAUAGUGUUUUAAUAUCUUAUUUCAUAGAACAUUGGUUAUGAGAAGGAAAUUUAAUUUCAGUUGAUAUUAAAUUAUUAUAUUUUAAUGUUAAUGCUUCGUUCAUUGGUAUUGAUGGAAAUAUAAUCAAUGUUCAAUGAAAUUGAAAAGUAACUGUUGAUAUUGAAUUAAUAAAAAAACUGAAACAGCAUAAUAGUCAUUAUUUGCAUUUAACUUUUUUUUAAAAUCUUGUAGUGUUGCAUGUUGGUGUUUAAAUUUAAUGUUCCUCUAAUUAAUGUUUACUGGAAAAUAUGUAUUGCACGUUUCCUAAUUUAGAAUUGUUAACUGCUUUGCAAAAGUGGAUAAAUGUUAAAAUACUCUUGCAUUAUGAUAAAAUAUUAUCAAAAGAAAAUAGUUUAUUGUACUCACAAUCUUUAUUCAAGUUAAAUUUUGAGAAUCUCUUUAAUAAAUGUAAUAACUGUAAGGCAAUGAGAUAUUUCAUGCACAACACAAAAAUGAGCACAAAGUGUUUGAUGUUUGGCAGUAAAAUAUUAAUAUUGUACACAAAUUUUAAGGAAUUAAAUUGAAAGAUUAUGUAGUGGAGCCAUAUCAUAAAUACUCAUUUGACUGUACUGCUCUUUUAGAGGGAUUAAAAUGGCAUUAUCUAAAAUCUGGAUCACAGAUAAUUAAAUGGCUUUUCUAUUCACAUCCCGCCUUCCUUUGAAAAUGCUCGCACAAAUUUUUUCUUAAUGUACGAACCGAUUCGGCCAGCAACUGGUUUUUUGUCCGAGCUACUGCUUCUAUUAUCCUCUUCCACAGAAACUUUUCUUCUAAUACCACUCACAUAAAAUGUUUUAAUCUCCCAAUUCAGUUCAAAGUCUUUCAUAAGCCUCUGAAGCAUUCGCAAGUAAUCCGUGUGAUCAUUUUCAUCCACCCGGUAGGCUAGUUUUUCAAGCACUUCCAGAUUUCGCAGAAAAGCUAAUCCUUCCUCAGAAACAUCAUCUUCUCUAAACGUCACGGCCAGAGACCUUGUUUGGUACAAACUUGGUUUUCUUUCUUUGUAAUAUAGUAAUUAAUGAUAGUACCUCAGCUCCGGAAAACUGAUGCUGAUGGUUUUUAGAAUCUCGUCGUCGCACUCUAGUUGUAGUAGCUCAAGUUUUACUAAAUUAUUAAACUUGAGAAGGUCACACACUGACACUUUUAAAUUAGAGUCCAGCCAGAGGUUUUCUAUUAUUUUCAAGCGCGGACCGCAAUGUCUGAUCAUAUAUUUAUAGACUUCCUCUCUGUGCUUCUCGUCAACAUUUGCAAUGCAUGCAAAGUGAGUAUUUUCAUUCAAGAGCAUCUUGGUAAACUUUGCCGUUAAGAAACGAUCUAUUCUGGCGUUAAUGUAC
Neocloeon triangulifer is the source of this 4923-nucleotide messenger RNA. RefSeq names its product gamma-aminobutyric acid type B receptor subunit 1 (gene GABA-B-R1). Bases 331 to 2979 code for a protein of 882 amino acids. Gene Ontology annotation, biological process: G protein-coupled receptor signaling pathway; gamma-aminobutyric acid signaling pathway. The record is from RefSeq and is a predicted model, not a curated record. The transcript is spliced from 18 exons. Gene Ontology annotation, cellular component: membrane; G protein-coupled receptor heterodimeric complex. Gene Ontology annotation, molecular function: G protein-coupled GABA receptor activity. NCBI's taxonomy places the organism in Eukaryota, Metazoa, Arthropoda, Insecta, Ephemeroptera, Baetidae.